Patiria miniata (bat star) is the source of this 1100-nucleotide messenger RNA. RefSeq names its product TLC domain-containing protein 2-like. Gene Ontology annotation, cellular component: plasma membrane. The transcript is spliced from 4 exons. Gene Ontology annotation, biological process: membrane assembly; phospholipid homeostasis; plasma membrane organization. Lineage: Eukaryota; Metazoa; Echinodermata; Asteroidea; Valvatida; Asterinidae. The coding region runs from base 241 to 1050 and encodes 269 amino acids. The record is from RefSeq and is a predicted model, not a curated record.
UGUACAUUCUGUUACACUUGUGUGUGUGUACGUACGUCAACGGACUUUUAUGCAUUAUGUAUUUUUACUAGGUCAAGUUCGUGAGCAGAACUUUUGGACCAAUGAAAUUCGAUUUAUUUCGUCAAAGUUCAGGAAUCUAGCGGCAGACUGAAAAUGCACUGGCAGUAAAACUGUAGAUUUACAAUCACAAACAGCGUGUAAACUGUUGCUGUGAGUUGUUUCUCACUUCGUCCGAGGAUCAUGGACAUAAUGGAGCACGGAGCGAGACUCGCCGUGGGUUCACUCAGCGACUCGGACGGUCAACCAUCACCGGUCCCGCACGCUACCGUCAUCGUGGUACUCGUAGGAUCGGCCAUUGCAUUCCAGUGUACAAAUGUAGCUCUGAAUUUUGCCCCCGUUCCAGAGAAACAGGAAAGGGAGAGAAGAUUUAGAUGGAGAAACAUUGUGACAUCGUUUAUUCACGCUGUCAUUUCUGGAUUUUCUGCAAGUUAUUGUUUGUACACGUCACCAGAGAUACUUGCAGACAUCAAACAACAUGUGACAACCAUGAGCAUGGUGCUUGUGGCACUGUCAGUAGGUUACUUUGUGUAUGACCUCAUCGAUAUACUAAUCUAUCGGCCAAUCAGAAAUACUUGGCCGUUAGUCAUUCAUCACGUCGUUAUUUUCUGCUGCUUUGGCAUUUGUCUAUACCUCCGCGCCUACGUUGGCUACGCUGUGGUAGCAUUAGUGGCCGAAACCAAUAGUGUAUUCCUCCAUUUUAGGCAGAUUCUACAAAUCAUGGGCGUCCCAAAGAGCACGCCCAUCUUCCGAAUGAACAGCGCCAUGAACAUCACGACGUAUUUAAUAUUCCGCUUCGGGACGCUAUUCUGGAUGUUCUAUUGGCUGCAGACCCAUCGGCAUGAGGUACCUCUGAUACUGUAUCUCAUAGCCGCCCUCGGAUUGGUCGUCAUGGUGAUCAUAAACAUGGUGCUUUUUAAACGCCUGCUGAUUAGCGAUUACUUAUCCCCCGGGGAUAAACUGAAGAAAGAGAAAAAUGUUUUGGAGAAAUAGUCCAUGUGAUUGCUGUCAUGAUCGAUAUCCAACAUUUACUUUUGGAUACA